UCGAGUCUCAGAAAAAUUCAGUCAUUUCGCAAUUUAAGAUCGAUCAUCUGUGGUUUUUUUUGCAACUAUGAAGUUGAUAUUUCUACUGAUUUGUUUCUACGUUAAUUUGUCCAUAUGCACUGGAUACAUUUCUGGGUCAGUUAAAGAAUGCCUGGACACCAAAUUUGGAAAAUAUUGUGGCGGAAGUUGUGUUGAGUACAGCGAAGAAGUUAGAUGUAGUGGAUGCGUUAUCAGUGAGCAUGGUACUUUUUGCGGAAAAAAUUGUAUUUGCUAUGCAUCGGGUUGCAAAUGUGGUGACCCAGUUGUUCCAGUACCAGUAACUGUAAUAACGCCCAGAACAAGAUCGUCAAAGGCUACUGUGACUGCUCCUGUUUUUGUGACAAUAUUUUCCAUAGUAGUUCAUUUCAAUGUAGUGUUAGUAUGAAAGGCCGUCCCCAAUUGGGAUGACCAAUUUAACACUAAGUUCCAUUUUUUGAUAUGGUAA
Messenger RNA from Bradysia coprophila, 484 nucleotides. RefSeq lists its product as uncharacterized. The record is from RefSeq and is a predicted model, not a curated record. Lineage: Eukaryota; Metazoa; Arthropoda; Insecta; Diptera; Sciaridae.